AUGAGGUUAUCACUUCGCGUUGCCUCAGUCGCGGCACUGAUCCUGGUCGCCUUUUUCCUCCUGGGCCGUCGCCUCGGAAGCUCUCAGACCCCUACGUCGUUCUGGCGCUUCGACACCACAUCCUUCCUCGCCUCACCACGACGACCACAAGCAGAUGUCUCUCGCCGAAAAUGGGGUCUGGGUACCGCAAAGUCGAAUGUUCUCACCUACCAGAACACCCCCAUCGACAUCCCCAAUGAGGGAAUCAUUGUGAUUGGCAAGCGCCGUGAAGAGGACACCGCAUGGGUCUCCGCCGAAUUGGCCGACUGGCGCAAUUUCAUCUAUACCGUCGACGACUCCAGCGCCAAGGUGCACACGCCCAAGAACAAAGGUCGCGAGGCCUUGCCUUAUCUUCAGUAUAUCGUCGAUCAUUACGAUGAUCUUCCCGCUGUGAUCGCCUUCUUGCACCCCCAUCGCGACGGCUGGGCCGCCGGCUGGGACACUGAAACAUUGGACAACAACAACGUGGAAUCCCUCCGUGCAUUGCGACGCGACUACGUCCAGGCCGAGGGAUUUGUCAAUUUGCGCUGUCAAUUGACACCAGGAUGCCCUGCAGAAAUUCAACCUUUCCGUAACCCACCCAAGCCAGGCAACACGGGCGAGAAACACUACGCCAAGGCGUGGAAAGCGCUCUUUGGUAACGAUGAUGUUCCCAAGGAGGUGGGCGCACCUUGCUGCUCACAAUUCGCCGUGUCGCGAGAUCAGGUGCUUCAGCGGCCAUUCACCGACUACAAGCGCAUGUACGACUGGGUGUUGAAUAAUGAUCUGCCGGACGAGGUGACAUCCAACAUUAUGGAGUACUCGUGGCAUAUCAUUUUCGGCAAGGAGCCUAAAUUCUGUCCGGAUACCUUCCAAUGUUACGCAAAUGUGUACGGCGAGGAAGUGAUAGUCGAAUAA
This is a messenger RNA of Penicillium diatomitis, 936 nucleotides long. RefSeq names its product DUF3431 domain-containing protein. The coding region runs from base 1 to 936 and encodes 311 amino acids. The record is from RefSeq and is a predicted model, not a curated record. The transcript has 3 exons. Lineage: Eukaryota; Fungi; Ascomycota; Eurotiomycetes; Eurotiales; Aspergillaceae.